GCAUUCACGGUCUCUAAUGGCUGAACAACAACAACUAUUAGCGGGCACCAAACUUUCCCUAACUUCCCCGGACAACAUAGAAAGUUGAAAGUAGCAAUUUAAUUUGGAGGUACUUCAGCUUAUGUUUGUUCACAUGAUACGUUUGUUGUCAUAAAUGAGGAAUCAUUGAUGGAUCCAAGAUAUGACAUCCCGCGGAGGGCCGCCGCCGCCUCCUCCGGUGGCAGCGGGGGCGCCGCUAACUCGUCCCCCGCUCUGGGAGCUCAAUCCCGCCGCAGGAAGAUGCCUCCCCGACCCGCUGACUUCAAACUUCAGAUUAUAAUUAUCGGCUCCCGUGGAGUUGGUAAAACCAGCCUCAUGGAGAGGUUUACCGACGACACUUUCUGCGAGUCAUGCAAAUCGACAGUAGGUGUUGACUUCAAAAUCAAGACGGUUGAGUUAAGAGGAAAGAAGAUCAGACUACAGAUAUGGGACACUGCAGGCCAGGAGAGGUUUAACAGCAUCACAUCAGCCUACUACAGAGGAGCCAAAGGAAUAGUGCUGGUUUAUGAUAUCACAAAACAGGAGACUUUUGAGGACCUUCCUAAAUGGAUGAAAAUGAUAGACAAGUAUGCCUCAGAGGAAGCAGAGCUUUUGCUAGUGGGGAACAAGCUGGACUGUGAGACUGAUCGGAUCAUCUCUAGACAACAAGGAGAGAGGUUUGCCUCUCGAAUAAGUGGAAUGCGCUUUUGUGAAGCCAGUGCCAAGGAUAAUUUUAAUGUGGAUGAGAUUUUCCUUAAGCUUGUUGAUGACAUUCUUAGCAAGAUGCCUCUUGAAGUUCCUAACAAGGAGCUCUCCAACAGCGUUCUGUCUCUGCAGCCUGAACCUGAAGUGCCACCGGAGUUGCCCCCUCCCCGGAUGCGCUGUUGCUGAAACCCCCCCAUCUCAAGCAGACACUCUCUGAAACAUGCAGCGCACCAUCAUGACCACAUGGUGGCAGCACACAGCAGCACUUUACAAUUGUCACCUGCUGCUGUGAUGAUGCAUGAAAUAAGCAGUAUUACUCUUUCUCUGUUGCUUUCUCUCCUGCGUUACUGAACACUAUAAGCUGCAGCACACUAACAAUUCAGCCUGGAGAAUCUUCUUCCUACCACCCUUCUGUCUACACGUGACCCAGACUACCUCAUUGUUUGGAUGGUUAACCUAGGUAUGUCUUCCAGAUGGAGAUCCUUCCUAACAGAGGGAAUCACUGGACGCCUCACAGCUUCUCUCCCAUUUUCCUUUUUAUCGUCCCUCUCACUAAGUUUAAAAUCCUUUGAGUUGAGGUUAUCUUUUAGUUUUAAGACUUGCUGACAAAAGGGAUGAUUUCUCACAUUUCCUGAGUUCAUUUCAAACUCCAUGUCUCCUGGUACAGUAGACAGGUUUGUAUUUUUCUUGGACUUUUGUUGUUUUACCUACUGACAGAAUGACUUAAAGUAAAAAAAAAGCACAAUAGGAAAUAAAUAUAGUAGCUGUAGUUGUAGCUGUAGUGACUGGAUGAGGUUUAGCGGUUAUUUGGACAGAGGAAGGUUAUACGAGUCAUCAAUUUAUGUUACAUUACCUUAAAGUA
Cyprinodon variegatus (sheepshead minnow) is the source of this 1585-nucleotide messenger RNA. RefSeq names its product RAB12, member RAS oncogene family (gene rab12). Gene Ontology annotation, molecular function: GTPase activity; GTP binding. The record is from RefSeq and is a predicted model, not a curated record. The transcript has 6 exons. Gene Ontology annotation, biological process: protein localization to plasma membrane; protein secretion; regulation of exocytosis. NCBI's taxonomy places the organism in Eukaryota, Metazoa, Chordata, Actinopteri, Cyprinodontiformes, Cyprinodontidae. Gene Ontology annotation, cellular component: plasma membrane; synaptic vesicle; trans-Golgi network transport vesicle. The coding region runs from base 169 to 909 and encodes 246 amino acids.